Cinclus cinclus is the source of this 1557-nucleotide messenger RNA. It is a transcript of the gene PDE9A, whose product is annotated as phosphodiesterase 9A. Bases 1 to 1557 code for a protein of 518 amino acids. Gene Ontology annotation, molecular function: 3',5'-cyclic-GMP phosphodiesterase activity. The transcript is spliced from 18 exons. Gene Ontology annotation, biological process: cGMP catabolic process. The record is from RefSeq and is a predicted model, not a curated record. Lineage: Eukaryota; Metazoa; Chordata; Aves; Passeriformes; Cinclidae.
AUGGGAUCUGCCUCCUCCACUUACCGGCCCAAAUGUAUUUAUUUGGACAUUGAUGGAAGAAUUCAAAAGGUGAUCUUCAGUAAAUACUGCAAUUCCAAAGAUAUUAUGGACCUUUUCUGCAUUGCAACAGGCUUACCGAGGAACACGACCAUCUCCCUUUUGACAGCAGACAACUGCAUGGUGUCCAUUGACCCCACCAUGCCUGCAAACACAGAGAGGUCUCCAUACAAAGUGAUACCAGUUGUGACUGAGCAGCUCUCAGACAAAGAAGAAUUGUUCCAGAAUUUACUGGGACAGAUUGCUGAGCAGUUCUCGAGGGUUUUUAAAAUCAACGAGCUAAAAACGGAAGUAGCUAAUCACUUGGCAAUGCUGGAGAAAAAGGUUGAAUUGGAAGGCCUGAAAGUGGUGGAGAUUGAGAAAUGCAAGCGCGACAUUAAAAAGAUGAGGGAGGAAAUGGCAGCAAGGAACAGCAGGACUAACUGUCCCUGCAAGUACAGCUUUUUGGAUGAAAACAAGAGGCCAGCUCCCCGGCGGGAUGUACCAUCCUACCCCAAGUACAUGCUGUCCCAGGAGACCAUCGAGGCUCUGCGGAAACCAACCUUCGACGUCUGGCUGUGGGAGCCCAACGAGAUGCUGAGCUGUUUGGAGCACAUGUACCACGACCUUGGGCUGGUAAAAGACUUCAACAUCAAUCCUAUCACGUUGAAGAGGUGGUUGCUGUGUAUUCACGACAAUUACAGAAACAACCCCUUCCACAAUUUCCGGCACUGUUUCUGCGUGACCCAGAUGAUGUACAGCAUGAUCUCGCUCUGCAGCCUCCAGGAGAAAUUUUCCCAAAUUGACAUUUUAAUUCUCAUGACGGCAGCAGUGUGUCACGACUUGGACCAUCCAGGCUAUAACAAUACCUACCAGAUCAACGCGCGGACGGAGCUGGCCGUGCGCUACAACGACAUCUCCCCGCUGGAGAACCACCACUGCGCCGUGGCCUUCCAGAUCAUCUCCCAGCCAGAGUUCAACAUCUUCUCCAACGUGGACCAGGAGCAGUUCAAGCAGAUAAGACAGGGGAUAAUUACGUUAAUCCUGGCUACAGACAUGGCGAGACAUGCAGAAAUACUGGACUCUUUCAAGGAAAAAAUGGAAAACUUUGAUUACACAAAUGAAGAACACAUGACCUGUCUGAAGAUGGUACUGAUAAAAUGCUGUGACAUCUCCAACGAAGUCCGCCCUAUGGAAGUAGCAGAGCCCUGGGUAGAUUGCUUACUGGAGGAGUAUUUUAUGCAGAGUGACAGAGAAAAAUCCGAGGGGCUCCCGGUGGCGCCGUUCAUGGACCGCGACAAAGUGACCAAGCCCACGGCACAGAUUGGGUUCCUCAAGUUUGUCCUCAUCCCCAUGUUUGAAACAGUGACAAAGCUAUUCCCAGAAGUGGAGGAGGUGAUGCUCCAGCCUCUGUGGGAAUCCAGGGACCACUACGAGGGGUUAAAACAGAUAGAUGAUGCUAUGAAAGAGCUGCAGAAACAGAAAAGUGAAGGUUUGACGUCCAGCAGUACCGAAAAGUGA